This is a messenger RNA of Macrosiphum euphorbiae (potato aphid), 378 nucleotides long. NCBI's taxonomy places the organism in Eukaryota, Metazoa, Arthropoda, Insecta, Hemiptera, Aphididae. The record is from the annotation of a GenBank genome assembly.
AUGAAACUGUUGACCCACAAUUUGCUGUCGUCCAAGAGUCUGAAAGGAGUCAAAGUAGGAUAUCCGCUUCGCAUUGUCGCAAAAGACGUCAAGAUAUCCGAAUGUGAAUUCAACAAAGAGUUUGUGAAGAAAAUCAUACCAAAACUUGAUUGGAAAGUUUUUGUUAACGCAGCUGUGGAAAUCGGCCAAACCAGUGACCUGUCUGAUGAGUUAAUUGAAGACUAUGAAGACGAUGAUGAUUAUCUCAAAAAAGUACAUCAUCUACUCAUGGAAGUAGAAAUUAUAAAUGGUGAACUUAUAUGUCCAGAAACAGACAGAGUGUUCCCGAUAUCAGCUGGUAUACCUAACUUACUGUUAAAUGAGAAUGAAGUAUCAUAA